Zerene cesonia (dogface butterfly) is the source of this 643-nucleotide messenger RNA. Its product is annotated as tetratricopeptide repeat protein 36. Bases 53 to 607 code for a protein of 184 amino acids. Gene Ontology annotation, biological process: cilium assembly. Gene Ontology annotation, molecular function: protein binding. The record is from RefSeq and is a predicted model, not a curated record. NCBI's taxonomy places the organism in Eukaryota, Metazoa, Arthropoda, Insecta, Lepidoptera, Pieridae. The transcript has 4 exons.
AAUAAAACCUUUUCGAAGUUAGGCCGUGUAUUUUUGUAUUAUUUUAUUUAUCAUGGCUGUUGACAAUCUAAGCGAGAGAGACCGCGCUGUUUUGAGAAGUAUAUUUGACCCAACGGCGACUAUUGGGGACGUAGUGGAUGAAGGUGACAAGUUCAUUGAAGAUGAUGAAGAAAACUCUCCCGCUGUGGAAGAAUCGAAAGCACUUUGCCUACAAGGGGUUAAGCUAGCUGAUGCUGGAAAAUUAGAAGAAGCUCUAAAAUUGAUGAAUAAAGCCAUUGAGGCUGCCCCAGACCGGGCCGCUGGAUACAACGACAGAGCACAGUUGCUGAGACUUAUGCAAAGAGAUGAUGACGCAUUAUUAGACAUUGACAAGGCCACACAGUUGACAGAAGGCAAGCGCACGCGUUCCCGCGCCCUUGCGUUGUGUCAGCGCGGCGUGUUGCUGCGAAAGCGCGGGAAAAAUGACGAAGCGCGAACAGAUUUUGCUGAAGCAGCUAAAUUGGGCAGCAGUUUUGCUAGAAAACAGGUAGUGGAGCUAAAUCCGUACGCAGCACUUUGCAAUCAAAUGUUAAGCCAAGUUAUGAAAGGAGAAAAUAUCAAAUUGUAAAAAUACUUGAAUAAAACACAAUGAUCUAAUGGAUUA